AUGGCGUGCCUAGAUCCACAUUCGCCGUCUCACCUACGGAAGAGCGUGGAAAGCGAGCGGUCCAUCUUCCACUUUUCACAGACCGACACCGGUACUAUUGGCACAACACAACAGCCGCCGCCGCCGCUACAAUCGCCCGAGACACCGACUUUCCAUGUCGACAUCCACGAAGACGCAGAAAACGUCGAGAAAUACUCGUUCACGCCCAAGCAGUUGCCGCGUGGGCCUCGCGCGUGGGAGCGCCAGCCCGCGCAGCCGUUUACGAAGCGGAAUGAGGCGCAGAAGGUGAUUUGGAAGCGGGCGCCGCUGAAGAACAUUACGACUGAGGCUAAUAAGCGUUGGAAGAGGGGAGCGAAUGAUGAGGAUGGGGAAUUCGAGGGGAAUGUGAGGCCGGCGAAGAGGGUCAAGAUGGGCACGGCGGCGGUGGGUGAGAAGGACAAGGAGAAUGUGGAGGUUGAGAUGGCGGAGGGCUAUGUGCCUGUGGUUUGGGGUGCUCGUGAUCAAGAAGGUUCAGAGGACGGAGACAAGCACAGAGAUGAACAUGGAGACCAAUUCAGUCGUCAAGAAAAGGAAGGUGUUCAGCAAGAUUCUGAUUCAAUGGAAGCGGACGACAGCGUCCAGGAAGACGCCGACAAAACUCCUGAGCAAAUCCAAACGAGCCUCCAACCGAUCGAAGACAUUCACGAGAUCUCUGAACAGAGCGAAGUGAAUGCUCAGUCUGCAGACGGUCGCGCUGAGCUUCCACAACAGCCCGACACCUCGAUCCAGCCUGAGGAUUAUGCUUCUGAACCACAUACGCCUUCACCCUGUAAAAUGAAUGAACGAAGCUCCGAGGAAACGGUCGAGCAGCACCUGUCUGGCCAGCAGACGAGCAGUCUGCCUUCUGAGGCGGGAUGCACGUCGGGCCCACAAAUGUGCUUCGAUAUCGUACCAACCACCACGUUCUCGGACGAGCAUAUCACUGCGAACGCAUCAAAGAUUUCUUACAGCAACGGUCAGAUCAUUGCAGAACUGGAUACGUCAAAGGACGUAGCAAACCAGAUUGGAAAACUCUUGCGCGAUGAGCCUCAACCCGAGUCUGAGGUCGCUGUCUCUCCGCCACAUGAUGUGCUGCCUACACUCGCCAAGCACGGUGUCACUGAUGUAGAGAAAGUGGAAGAUGCUGCUGCCGUUGCCGCGGCUCCGCAGUUCUCAAAGACUUCUGUUCAGCCUGAUGAGGAUGACACUGCUUACCUCCAGCAGUUCUUGCAGCGCGCUAAGGAAGCUCGCGAGAAGAAUCCAUCUCUGCUGCUUUAUCGUCCGGUCGGUGAUCGCAUCAAGCGCCACCUAAUCGAUCAACACAAUCAGUCUGCAGGCGCAUCUCCGGAAUCCAAUGAUCGCAAACGACCGCACUCUCCAGAACCCGAUGAUAUCUCCGAACUCGAUAGUCCUGAAGAGCCAACUGUCACAACCACAGUAAUCAUCCCGAGUGUCGACGAAGUCACCGAGAAGCCACCAUCACCAAGCCGCCGCAGCAACCGUUUGAACGCCAACACGAAGCUGCCUCGGCCCCAGAGACCGAUAACACUACCGUCAAACAUCUCUCUACGCCGUUUGAAUGGUACAGAGUUUAUCUCCAUGGCCAAGCAGCGCUCCGAAGUGCAGAAUGCCGCCAUGCUGACUCGCAACAACACCCGCAAGAACAAGGGCGCUGCGCUUCCUGUCCAACAAAGACUCGAUCAAAUCAAGCUAGGAUUCGCCGACACGGGCGAAGAUGGGGCUAGUGAUAGCCAAGAUCCCGAGCGCAAGAAGAAGACAAAGCGAAGGAAGAAUGGCCAGGAGUUCGAUCGUAUCAGCUGGGCACACAAGAUUGCUCGUUACCAACAGGAUGGUGAGGAGCACACUUUGACCCUAGAUGGCUCCUGGGAGACGAACGCAAUGGCCGAACCGAGCAAAGCUGAGCACGACGAGGGUGGCAGCGAAUCUGAUAUUGUCGCGCCCGAGCUGUCCACCUCCAAAUCAGACCCUGAGCCCGAGAACGAACACGAAGCGUUCAAUAAAUCGACUUCGAGAUCCGUCUCUACGCCCAAGAAGAGCAAGUCCUCCAGCUCCAGCAGCAGCACGGACAAGUCCAAGUCCUCCUCUAAAUCCAAGCCAAGCUCCGAUGCCUCCGACCCCACCGACUCGGUCAGCACGUCCAGCGAGAAGCAGAAGUCUACCAAACGCAAGCGUGUCGAGAAGACCGGCACCGUCAAUGGUACUCCGGCGCCAAAGCGCGGCCUGGAUCUCCUGCUCGAGGAGGCGAAGGAGAAUGUCGGCGUCGUGACGGCUCUGGGAGAGACGAGGGAACGCGAGCGAAGCGGUGAUGCGAAGAGUGAGAAGAAUGCCGAGGCGAGGAGCAGUAAGCGGUUGAGGGCGAAGAGGAGUUCGACCGCGAGGUAG
Cyphellophora europaea CBS 101466 is the source of this 2421-nucleotide messenger RNA. RefSeq lists its product as uncharacterized. NCBI's taxonomy places the organism in Eukaryota, Fungi, Ascomycota, Eurotiomycetes, Chaetothyriales, Cyphellophoraceae. The coding region runs from base 1 to 2421 and encodes 806 amino acids. The record is from RefSeq and is a predicted model, not a curated record. The transcript has a single exon.